Messenger RNA from Aspergillus nidulans FGSC A4, 503 nucleotides. RefSeq lists its product as uncharacterized. The record is from RefSeq and is a predicted model, not a curated record. The transcript has 2 exons. Bases 35 to 409 code for a protein of 124 amino acids. Lineage: Eukaryota; Fungi; Ascomycota; Eurotiomycetes; Eurotiales; Aspergillaceae. Gene Ontology annotation, cellular component: membrane. Gene Ontology annotation, biological process: metal ion transport; transmembrane transport. Gene Ontology annotation, molecular function: metal ion transmembrane transporter activity.
GGCGACAGACACCGCGGCCAAGAUCAAUGUCAGAAUGCGUGAGCUGGCAGAGAAAAACGCUCGUGAAACCAGAUCAAUGUCCAUUGUGUCACUAAUUUCGGCCAUCUUCCUCCCGGCCAUGUUUCUUGCCACACUAUUCGGUACCAACUUCUUUGACUAUGUGGAGGGAGAUCUCCACAUCGCGUCAAACUUUUGGAUAUAUAUAGUUAUGGCAUUGGGGAUGUCGGGGUGCACGGUACUGCUUUGGGUGGCUUAUCAGCAGAGGAGGAAAUUGAAAUCCAAACACAUGCAGAAAGACAUUGAAGCCUGUGCUGAAAAGGGACACCGAAGCUGUCAUCCCCUUGCGCUCUCCAGCAGAUCGCGUCUAUUCCUUUCCCACUCUUUCUGGAAAUCUUCCAGCUGCUGUUGAAACGACCUAGCGUUCUGUUCCGCUACCAGGCGUCAGUAACCAUGUAUAUUAGAACUUGUAUGCCAGACAAAUCUACCUUCAGGCCCAUCAAAGG